Molecule: messenger RNA, 779 nt
Organism: Olea europaea var. sylvestris
Lineage: Eukaryota; Viridiplantae; Streptophyta; Magnoliopsida; Lamiales; Oleaceae
Product: 60S ribosomal protein L21-2-like
Exons: 2
Coding region: 73-567 (164 amino acids)
Biological process (GO): translation
Cellular component (GO): ribosome; cytosolic large ribosomal subunit
Molecular function (GO): structural constituent of ribosome
Source: RefSeq, a predicted model, not a curated record
UCCCACUAGGGUUUCAAAUCGUCUCGUCACACCGUUCGCCCACGAGCACAGAGCAAGCUAAAACCAGAAAAAAUGCCGGCUGGACAUGGUUUGAGAUCACGAACUAGGGAUUCAUUUUCGCGCCCUUUCAGGAAGAAGGGGCCUACGCCACUCUCGAUCUACCUACGGACCUACAAGAUUGGAGACUAUGUCGAUGUUAAGGUGAACGGGUCGAUUCACAAAGGCAUGCCGCACAAAUUCUAUCAUGGCCGCACUGGCCGCGUCUGGAAUGUAACCAAACGCGCCGUCGGCGUCGAAGUCAACAAGCAGGUAGGCAACAGAAUCAUAAGAAAGAGGAUCCAUGUACGGGUGGAGCAUGUGCAGCCUUCGAGGUGUCAUGAGGAAUUUCUCCAAAGAGUCAAGACAAACGACAAACUUAAGGCUGAGGCUAAUGCAAGAGGUGAAGUGAUUAGUACCAAGAGGCAGCCAAAGGGACCCAAACCUGGAUUCAUGGUUGAAGGUGCAACUUUGGAGACAGUUACUCCUAUUCCAUAUGAUGUGGUUAACGAUCUCAAGGGUGGUUAUUAAAUUAAACUGUCAUUUAUCAUUGUCUUUGUCUGGUUAUUCUGAUCUCAAGUGAACCUUUCAAGACUGUAUUAGCUAAUUUGUUUACUGUGCUUGUUGAUGCACUUUAUUAAGAUUUGGUACUACAAUAUAAGUAGAGGAUUCUAGUUCGGUAAAAUUUUGCGUGAAUGAAUUUUUAUGGUUCAAUUGAAUAAUGGGAUAUGCUUUUUUGUGUG